AUGAUAUUUUCCUUGCACGUUUGUACCAAGUACCAAGUACCAACAAAGAACGAAGACCACAACAAAAAGAAGAAGAAAAAAUUCCAGAAUUUAAAAACAAAAAUGAGUUCUUCUUCUCCAUCCCGCAGUAAGCUUCUGGAUCUAAGAUCUGUAAUCGGACGAAAAGAAGUCUUACGAAUCUUGAUUCUGUUUCUUGUUUUGACUGCCUCAUGUCUGGUUUUAUACAAAACCGCAUAUCCUCUGCAACGACUUUAUGUCAACAAUCUCACCUCUCUUCUCUCUUCUCCAUCUCAACCAUUUGCAAAUCUCAACUCGUCAGAUCUAUCUACCGAAACAACAAAACAAAAGAUGAGUUUCGAGGAGAUUUUGGAGAACGCGUCGACUAAGAACAAGACAGUGAUUAUAACGACACUGAACCAAGCUUGGGCAGAACCAAAAUCUAUAUUUGAUCUCUUCUUAGAGAGUUUUCGUAUUGGGCAAGGAACACAGGAGCUUCUGAAACAUGUAGUCGUCAUUUGCUUGGAUCCCAAGGCGUUUGAACGAUGUUCACAGCUUCAUUCUAAUUGCUACCAAAUUGAAACCUCAGGAACUGAUUUCUCUGGCGAUAAAGCUUACAACACUCCUGAUUACGUCAAGAUGAUGUGGCGCAGAAUCGAGCUUCUUACACAAGUUCUCGAAAUGGGCUUUAACUUCAUUUUCACGGACGCAGAUGUAAUGUGGCUAAGAGAUCCAUUUCCUCGGCUAUAUCCAGAUGGAGAUUUUCAAAUGGCGUGUGAUAAAUUCUUCGGAAAUCCUAUCGGUUUAGACAAUUGGGCCAAUGGAGGUUUCGUAUACGUGAGAUCUAACAAUCGGAGUAUUGAGUUCUACAAAUUCUGGUACAAAUCUCGUUUGAAUCAUCCAGGGUUACAUGAUCAAGAUGUGUUCAACAAAAUCAAGUAUGACCCUUUUAUCUCUGAGAUUGGAAUCCAAAUAAGAUUCUUUGAUACGGUCUACUUUUGUGGGUUUUGUCAACCGAGCACCGACAUCAACGUGAUUUGCACAAUGCAUGGUAAUUGCUGCCUUGGUUUGGAGAAGAAGCUUUAUGAUAUAAAUCUUCUUCUUGAUGAUUGGAAAAAGUAUCUGUCUUUGUCGAAAUAUGUACAGAACACGACUUGGAGUGUUCCCAUGAAGUGUUUGAAUAGAUCAUGAGGAUUUAUAUAGAUUUGGAUGAAAAGUAAUAAGAAUUUUUGAAAUUUGGUAAAUGUGAUCUUUGUUGGAGACAUUUUUUUGGAGUCAUUUGUUAUAAUAUCU
Molecule: messenger RNA, 1290 nt
Organism: Thlaspi arvense
Lineage: Eukaryota; Viridiplantae; Streptophyta; Magnoliopsida; Brassicales; Brassicaceae
Source: the annotation of a GenBank genome assembly